Lacerta agilis (Sand lizard) is the source of this 4002-nucleotide messenger RNA. RefSeq lists its product as uncharacterized. Gene Ontology annotation, molecular function: RNA polymerase II cis-regulatory region sequence-specific DNA binding; DNA-binding transcription factor activity. Gene Ontology annotation, biological process: regulation of transcription by RNA polymerase II. The coding region runs from base 175 to 3816 and encodes 1213 amino acids. NCBI's taxonomy places the organism in Eukaryota, Metazoa, Chordata, Lepidosauria, Squamata, Lacertidae. The transcript is spliced from 6 exons. The record is from RefSeq and is a predicted model, not a curated record.
CCCAGUCGCCAAUCGAGAAGGCCCCCAACUUCUCUUUCGGUACCAGUUUGGCAAAAACAGACUCCGAUUCUCUCGUUUGGAUGCUUAGGCACCUGCCCUGGCACAAUGUUUCCCUCAGAUGUGUGCUAAGCCCUGCGAGUUUGAGAGCCACAGCUGAGGGAAGGCCAAGACAAAAUGGCCGCUGAGGAAGGACGCGCCUCGCCAUCCCUGAGCCUGCAGUUCCGGGUUGCGCUCGGACAGCACGGCGGGAUAAAAACGGAGGCCCAGGAUCCGGCCGACGCUCAUGAUAUCCAGAUGGUGUGCAUCGGCGAGCCUCAUGGGUGGACUGCCUCGACCCAUGUCAAGCCGGAACUGGAGGAAGUGCAUUGGGAAACCCGAGAAAACGAGGUGUUCUUGAAGGCCAGGCCGUCCCCUCGCUCAGGGUGGGGAAGCCUGACACCGUGUCAGGAGGCCCUGCCUUGGGACGGGGUCAAAGUGUUCCCAGCCUCCUUUGAGGGAGCAUUCACAACUUGCAAAUGGCUGGCCAGAGAGUGGGGGUCUUGGCAGAGGACACCCGCCUCUGAAAUGGAAGGGCAACGAGCGACUGGCACACCGGACAGCGCCAGAGCGAGGAGGGGCAGCAGGAAAGGGAAGGCCGCUGGUCUUCUGAGCGGUGCGGUCGGGGCAGAGGCCCAGCGCCAGCAGUUCAGGCGUUUCUGCUACCAAGAGGCCGAGGGUCUGCACAAUGCCUACGGCCAACUCCGGAGCCUGUGCCAUCGGUGGCUGAAACCGGAGAGGCACUCGAAGGAGCAGAUUUUGGAGCUGGUGAUAAUGGAACAGUUCCUGGCUGUCCUGCCCCUGGAGAUGCAGAGCUGGGUCAGGGAACAGGAGCCUGAGACCUGCGCCCACGUGAUCGCCCUGGCUGAGGAUUUCCUGCUAAGGCAACAAGAGGCAGAACAAUUGGGGCAGGAGGAGCUGGGACCCUUUGUGGAGGUGAUGGUGAAUUCUCCCGAGGGAGAGCAAGUUCCAUCGGAUGCUUGGCAGCGGCCGCUCUUCAAGGAAAUCAAGCAGAAGGGCGACCGAGAUGCAGAAACACUCGACAGCACUACGACUUCUCAGGAAGAGGAAGAGGUCGGGCAGCAAAGAGGUUCGGAGUUAACAGAAGCACGAAGGAUGUUCCUGGGCAAAUCUGCCAGCUGCCUCACACUGAGGUGCGAGAGCUUUGAGGAAGCUUGUGGAUCGAAGCGGCAGCAGGAGUGGCUUCCCGCAGUGACUUGGGGGGAGCUGUCGCACCGGUCGGAAGCAGACGGGCCUGUUCCUGAGGCGGCACUCCACGCCGUGGCGGUCAAGUACCUUUGCCCCGAGUGCGGCCGGAACUUCCAGCACAAAUCGACCUUAAUCCGCCACCAGAAGAUACACACGGGCGAGAAGCCCCACGUCUGCCUUGAGUGCGGGAAGAGCUUCCGCCGCAGGGACAAGCUGAUCCGGCACCAGAGGAUCCACACGGGGCAGAAGCCCCACGAGUGCGCCGAGUGCGGGAAGAGCUUCCGCGAGAGGGGGAAGCUCACCAACCACCAGAGGAUCCAUACCGGCGAGAAGCCCUACGCCUGCCCGGCCUGCAAGAAGACCUACCGCUGGAAGGAGGAGUUUGUGAAGCACCUGAGGAUCCACACGGGCGAGAGGCCCUACGGGUGCCUGCACUGCGGCAAGGCCUUCAUCAGCAAGGCCCACCUGGUCUCCCACCACCGCAGCCACACCGGGGAGAAGCCGUACGAGUGCGCCGAGUGCCGCCGGCGGUUCUGCAGCAAGCAGAGCCUCGCCAAGCACCAACGGGUCCACGCGGAAGAGAACGCCUACGAGUGCCAGGACUGCGGGAAGGUCUUCCGCUAUGUUUCGAACUUCGCCAAACACCAGAGACUCCACACGAGCGACAGGAUCCUCUCUUCCCUUCCAAACCGCUUGCAUGUCUGCACACCCUGCAGCUUCGUGAGGUCUAAAGCUUCACAGCCUGGGCUUGCGGAAAGAACUGGUAACUUGGGCUCGGGCGGACGUUUGCCAGGAAGAAAUAAAAUGGCAGCCAAGCCGAGGGACGGAUUGGUGCUGGGUCUCCAGCCCGAGGCUGGGCCUCAACAGGGAGUGAAAAUGGAGCAACCGGACCUAGCGGUCCUUGACCCAGGAGUGGGGAACAGCCCUCACGUCAUGCAGGCCAGGAAUACCAGGGAAUUCUGGGAGAGAAACGUGUCGGGCCCUGUCAAGCAGGAGCCACAGAAGGGGCUUCAGCAGCCAUGGGAGGCCCAGCUACAGGAGUUCCUCAGAGCGAUGGAGUCUUCCCACUCUGACGGGAGAAACCCGCACCAGCGGACGUUGGCGUUGCGGGACGAGGCCCACCCCGUCCUGCCUCCUUCGGUGGGAAUGGAUGGCGCCAGGCCGCAUCUGAGGAGAGAGAUGACAACCCCUCUCCUGCCAGGGCCCUGCAGAGAAGCCCAACAGCCAGCUAACAGCCUCUUGGCCAAAGAGACGGGAGAGUCCGGGAAAGUCAAGGAAGAGGUCCUGGGGGAAGAGGAGAACGGCGUGGCCGUUGGCAUGGAUGCCGAGCGCCAGCGCUUCCGGCAGUUUGGCUACCGGGAGGCCGAGGGGCCUCGAGAGACUUGCAGCCGCCUCUGGGAUCUUUGCCACUGGUGGCUGAAGCCGGAGAAGCGCAGCAAGGAGCAGAUCCUGGAGCUGGUGAUCCUGGAGCAGUUCCUGGCCGUCCUGCCCUCGGAGAUGCAGAGCUGGGUCAGGAAAGGCGGGCCGGAGAGCUGCUCGCGGGCGGUGGCCUUGGCGGAAGACUUCCUGCUAAGGCAGCGGCCCGAGCAGGUGCCGGGGGUGUCCAAGGACGGGGCUGCCAAGAUCCCUGAAGUGGAGGCAUCUCCCUCGGGUGCCUGGCCAAGGCCUCUGUUCAGAGAGAUCAAACAGGAAGGCGACAGGGAUGCGGCCUUGCUGGCAGGUGGUGGGCAGAAGCAGAACAUACAAGAAAAUGCCAGGAAACGGGAACCGUACUGGGUGUUGUCAGGAAGAGGCGGGCAGAAUGCCUCUGGCUGGCCCAAUCAGGGCAAAGCGGCUGCCAGCCAGGAGGAAGCGUACCCCGAGAAAGAAGGGGACAAGUUUAUAAAUUCCCAGGGCAGGUACGUGGAAUUCGAUGGGAAUGUGACCCAGCUCACCGUCCCUGCACCAAGCGAGUCGCAGAAGCCGGGUCACGAGAGGCAGAAGUCCUGCGCCCACUGCGGGAAGGACUUCCAGCUGAAGUGCAACCUGCAGGCCCAUGAGAGGACCCACACGGGCGAGAAGCCCUACAAGUGCUCCGUCUGCGGGAAGGGCUUCAGCACGAGGGCCUACCUGAUCACCCACGAGAGGAUCCACACGGGCGAGAAGCCGUACCAGUGCUCGGACUGCGGCAAGAGCUUCUGCGACAACUCCAACCUGAUAGUCCACCGGAGGACCCAUACUGGGGAGAGGCCCUACAAGUGCACGGACUGUGGGAAGAGCUUCCGGGAGAGGCCGGUGCUGAUCCGGCACCAGCGGAUCCACACGGGGGAGAAGCCCUACAAAUGCAGGGACUGCGGAAAGAGCUUCAGCCAGAGCUCGGGCCUCCUGGUGCACGAGAGGACCCACACGCGAGAGAAGCCCUACACGUGCACGGACUGCGGGAAGAGCUUUGGCGGCAACUCGAACCUCAGGGUCCACAUGAGGAUCCACACUGGGGAGAAGCCCUACAGGUGCUCAGACUGCGGGAAGAUCUUCAGCGACCGCUCGCUUCUCAUGCGGCAUCAGAGCACCCACCAAGAGGGGAAGUGUUAGAAAAAAUGGCGGGGAAACAACACACAACCUGGGGUUUCAUAGUUCCAUACUGUCUAGGAAAAUGACAUUUUGAUGCACACAUGUACGCCACUCUCACGUACGUUUAACGUGCUGUGGUACCGCUUUAAACAGUCAUGGCUUCCCCCAAAGGAUUCUAGGAGCUGUGUUCUGUUAAAGGUGCUCAGA